Molecule: messenger RNA, 657 nt
Organism: Stomoxys calcitrans (stable fly)
Lineage: Eukaryota; Metazoa; Arthropoda; Insecta; Diptera; Muscidae
Exons: 3
Coding region: 310-477 (55 amino acids)
Source: RefSeq, a predicted model, not a curated record
AGCUCGUUCAUGUUUACACUUACAACAACAAAAUGAUAUCAUAACACAGUAAAAAACAAAGAAACCUAGAAUUUUGAGGAAAUUUAUUAAAUUAAAAGUAAAAGAAGAAACUCAGAGUAAUAAUAUCUUUACUUGGGUAUAUACAGCAAAUUGUAAAACGGCUUGUCUGGAUUAUGAGUGGUGGAAAAUACAUAAUGCCCUAAAAUGGGCAAACUAAGAUUUCCUUGUCAAACGCAUAGACCACCCCCACCAGAUAGUGAGCUACGAUAAGGCCAUCAUACAUAAGUACUUUUUUAUCGUAUCCACAAUAUGAAUGAUUGUUGCGGCAGCGAAAUGCGAAGUGAAUCCAUUUCAAAUAUGUUAAAUGUCAUAGUCGAAUCUAAAAUUAUCAGUAUUGAGGUAUUCACAGCGGCUGUGGGCAUUCUGUUUAUGGUGGUCAUGCUUAAAAACAAACUCUGGAGUUUCUGUGGCACUUGAAAGUUGUUCAAAACUUUGGCGGAUGACACAAGAAUCUAUACUACUACUACUUACACCUAGAAUAUACAUUUUAUUCAACAUUAUGAAAAUAGAAUUAUUUUAUGAUACAUAAGAAAAUUUUUGCAAAAUUUAUGUUAAUGCAAAUUGUGUAAAUAUACCAGUAUUUAAUGGUAAUUUUAA